GCUUACAACACAAGAAAAGAAAGGACAACUGACGAAUUAUUGGAGUAUCGAAUGAAGCAAAUAAAAGAAAUGGGAGAAGAUUUAAGAAACGCGCAGUUAGAAAAGGAUGAAAUUAGGCAAAAGUGGAAAGAAAUACAUGAUCGAAAGGCAAAAGUAAAGGAAACAUACCUUGUUGGUGACUUGGUGUUAGUAUACGAUUCAACGCAUGGUCAAGUGUAUGUAAAUGAGUUGGAUGAUAAUGAAUUGCGUGAUUCGAUAACAAGAAAUAGGGUAAAAAAACUAUUUACCUGGAAUGAAGGAUCUUUGGAACAAAAUAGUGAACAAGUGAGCGAAGAUGAAGUGGGUCUUGAGGACGAGGACCCAUGGGGGUCCAGCUCCUAUCGCAUAGUUUUUGGAGAACCCUUGUACUUAGACCGAAAUGGUAGAGCGAAAGAUGUAACGAACAUAACACGUGACGAUGGCAUUGACCGAAAUUAUGAUCGACGUGGUGAUGUUGGGUGGCAUUAUGAAGAUCGGGUAUGUGGGGAACCAUGA
Ambispora leptoticha is the source of this 534-nucleotide messenger RNA. Lineage: Eukaryota; Fungi; Glomeromycota; Glomeromycetes; Archaeosporales; Ambisporaceae. The record is from the annotation of a GenBank genome assembly.